This is a messenger RNA of Capsicum annuum, 441 nucleotides long. Its product is annotated as heat shock factor-binding protein. Gene Ontology annotation, cellular component: cytosol; nucleus. Gene Ontology annotation, molecular function: transcription corepressor activity. Gene Ontology annotation, biological process: cellular heat acclimation. The record is from RefSeq and is a predicted model, not a curated record. Lineage: Eukaryota; Viridiplantae; Streptophyta; Magnoliopsida; Solanales; Solanaceae.
GAUGGGCAGGAUGGAGAUAAUAAACAAAGCACUGCUGAUAUGACUGUGUUUGUACAGAAUCUUCUUCAGCAAAUGCAAACCAGAUUUCAGACAAUGUCCGAAUCAAUAAUCUCAAAAAUUGACGAGAUGGGAAACCGGAUUGAUGAACUCGAACAAAGUAUCAAUGAUUUGAGAGGUGAAAUGGGUCAAGAUGCUGCUGCUCCAUCGCCUUCGGCAUCUUUGAAACCAAAAGAGGAACCGACAAAACCGGCCGAUGAUAGUGCAUAAGCAAGUGAUGAUGAUAUACUUCAAGUUGGCUCCUGGCUUUAGAGCCAAUUGGCCAUGUUGGUUACAAUUGUUUAGACUUACAAGUCUUGUCCCAUUUUGUCUAUUAUGACAUUUGGUUUGUAAUAUGAUACAUAUAUUGGUCAUUGUUGAGGUUAUCAAAAUAUGCUUUGACAA